CGUUGGCCCCGUAAUUCAGUGCAAGAUUUACGGACCGUGCUAAACAAAACCCCAAAUCUAAAACAAAGCAAUUUCUAACCGUGGUGCUCAAAAGACUCAGCCAUAUCUAAUGUGAAUAUCGUUCAUUUUGUGUGUGCUUUCGUCGCUUCAGUACGGUAAAGUCCGAAAGAUUUUACCAUCGAUGACAAUGGAGCAGCAGACGGACAGCGUCACCGUUGCAGCGGAAGCUUGUGAACGGCCCAACAUCGACCGCAUCUCGAAAGCGGCCACCGCACCACGUACAUCGUCGGCGGACGGCAUUUGUCGAUUCAAUUGGUUCCUAUCGCUCCGAAGAAAACGGUCCUCGUCGGCCACGACCGUGGUGGUGGCCACGGCCCACAGUAAAAAGAACGACAACAGUGCGGGACCUGUCAAGGAUGAGUUGUUUACCAGCGAUGAAAACAAUCACAACAGUCAACACGAAGGUGGUAGCGUGUUUUACACCUUGCGCAAACGGUUCCAGAAGAAAUUUACCUCGGUUAAAGUGAAAGCAUUUGAGCCGAACGUGGCCAGUACACUGGGCACAACGACCACGACGAACGGCAACACCGUAAAUACGCACUGCAAUGAUACGAACCGUUGCAACGGUAUGGCGCAGGAUCGACUUCCGGCCGAUACGUGUGGAAGUGAUUUUGCACGGAUCGUUAUUGAGCGGCAUGCCCAGAAUCCGAUACGGUUUUCAUCGCCCAACGCUAACCUGCCUGUGAUAAUGAACAGUAGAGAUACUGAACCAAAUACGGCCGAAGAUGGAAGGCCAUCGUUGGUGGACCCAUCAUCCGUCACCGCCCCAACCGACCAGAGCGCUCCGGACAUGGACAACAUGAUGGCACAGAUGCGCAUCGAUCUGCUACAGUACGGUUGGUACUGGGGCAAACUGACACGAUUGGCGGCCCAGAAACGGCUUGCCCAGAAGGUGAAUGGGACGUUUCUGGUACGCGAUUCACAAACCGAAAAGCAUCAGUUCACGGUCAGCUUUCGAAGCUCCGCCAUAACGCUGCACUGUCGUAUUGACUUUGAAAACAAUUACUGGUCAUUUUCAGGCUUAACUACACCCACACCAUACAAAACGAUGGUAGACUUGAUACAGGAUACGAUGAAAAAAUCUGAAUACGGCGUGAUAAGUUACGUGAAGCAGGACACAACCUUAAUGCCUCCGUUCCCUGUCCGUCUUACGAGGCCGGUCAAUCGAUUCUACGAAGUUUCCUCCCUGCAGCAUUUAUGCCGGUUUAUCAUACGGCAAAAGAUUGAUGCGAAAUCGAUCGACGAACUGCCACUGCCGGACAAGCUGAAGGAAUAUGUCGAGGAGAACUUCUAUGAUCUCUAGGUUAGGCAUUUGAUAUUUGGAUAGUAGCGAUCCAUAACUACAGAGGACAGCAUAAUGUCCUUUGUACCAGUGAAAUCUCAAUUAGGUAACGUCAAGCCUCGGUUCUCAGUGCGAGUUCGUCAUCAGAUGAAGAAGAUGAGCGGCCGAUUCGAACACACUCUGUAUAACAUGAUCACGUUUCAAACAGUUCGUUUCGUCCUCCAUAACAGACAACCAGCGCUAUAACAAAUACUAUUCGCUCCAUUCAUCUUAGCAAAGUAGAUAAAUUCCAACCAGGAAGAUGAUAAAGUUCUUUGCAAGCUUAGUUGUCUUCAGAAACGAGAAAACACUCACACACAAACACAUAAUGUGUACAUAGAUAAUUGUCCUUGUCACGAUUGUAUCACCAAAGAUAAGAAAAGAAUUGAUUGAUUAAACAAUAAAAAGGAGUUCUAA
Anopheles moucheti is the source of this 1798-nucleotide messenger RNA. It is a transcript of the gene Socs44A, whose product is annotated as suppressor of cytokine signaling 6. The transcript is spliced from 2 exons. Gene Ontology annotation, cellular component: phosphatidylinositol 3-kinase complex. The record is from RefSeq and is a predicted model, not a curated record. Gene Ontology annotation, biological process: intracellular signal transduction; phosphatidylinositol phosphate biosynthetic process. Gene Ontology annotation, molecular function: 1-phosphatidylinositol-3-kinase regulator activity. Lineage: Eukaryota; Metazoa; Arthropoda; Insecta; Diptera; Culicidae. The coding region runs from base 182 to 1363 and encodes 393 amino acids.